AUUCACGAAUCGUGCAAUGCCUCACAGAAGCUACAGUUGGAGCGCGGUCUCUUCGAUAUGAAGCGACUGUGCCGUACCGCCGUGGACCACAUCCUGGAACACGGUAACCAGUCGGCUGUGUUCACUAGCUAUUUUGGUGAAGGAGCCGACCCGGCGGUGCCGCUGGGCAUUUUCGAGCGUCUACUUCGUGGCGACAAGAGCGACACGCUUAUCCGCUGCGACGACCCUGAUCAUAAUUGUGCAACCCAAGAGGGCUGGAACGGCCAUUGGCGUGGAGAGAAUGCCACCGGCGAGACGGUCAUCUGUCCCUUAUCCUUCGAGACUCGUCUACCCAUCGAGAAGACAUGCGCAGGUGGUUUCCAGCUCGCACGGGACAAUGUCAACAUUUACUGGGGCGCCGAUUUGCUGCACCGCGCUAUGCAUUUCCCCGCUUUGACCAACGAGCACGUCACGCACCUUGCCGAUGAGUAUGCUGCGCUGCUAGAGCUGGCACAUCACAGCCCUGAGGAGGCAGUCCGCAACCAGCACACUAUCCAGGACUUUGCCUUUGAGGUCUUCUCGCGAAAGUACAUCACGCCAGAAGGAUGCGUUGGUGAGGUAGCAGCCAAUGCUACGGACGCGGCAGAUGCACAUGGCUCGACGACGACGACGAAGGCGCACAAGGAGUGUCACACCCACUCUGAUGGCGUUGAACACUGCUCAUAG
Messenger RNA from Microstroma glucosiphilum, 705 nucleotides. Its product is annotated as zincin. Lineage: Eukaryota; Fungi; Basidiomycota; Exobasidiomycetes; Microstromatales; Microstromataceae. Gene Ontology annotation, cellular component: cell surface; extracellular region; fungal-type cell wall. Gene Ontology annotation, molecular function: zinc ion binding; metallopeptidase activity; integrin binding. The record is from RefSeq and is a predicted model, not a curated record. The transcript has 2 exons. The annotation marks the transcript as partial.